Vicia villosa (hairy vetch) is the source of this 1769-nucleotide messenger RNA. Its product is annotated as arginine biosynthesis bifunctional protein ArgJ, chloroplastic. Gene Ontology annotation, biological process: L-arginine biosynthetic process; L-ornithine biosynthetic process. Gene Ontology annotation, molecular function: L-glutamate N-acetyltransferase activity, acting on acetyl-CoA as donor; L-glutamate N-acetyltransferase activity, acting on acetyl-L-ornithine as donor. NCBI's taxonomy places the organism in Eukaryota, Viridiplantae, Streptophyta, Magnoliopsida, Fabales, Fabaceae. The record is from RefSeq and is a predicted model, not a curated record. The coding region runs from base 206 to 1609 and encodes 467 amino acids. The transcript has 17 exons.
CAUUUUUGAGGAAAUCGAAUCUAGAACUGUCUUAAACAUUUAAACAGCAACGCAACCCACGACCUCACCUCUCCUCACCUCACUUCACUUCACUUCACUUCACUUCACUCCACUUCACUUGUCAUCAUCAUCAUCACACUCUCUCUCACUACUUGAUCGCGUAUUUCAAUUUCAAACCCUAAAACACAUUUCACAUCUAACACAAAUGUAUUCCUGUAUUCCUCAACACAUUUCACUCCAUUUCCACUUCUCAACAACUUCCCCAAAUUCCAAGAUAUUUACUUCACGCAAUUUCAAAAUUCGCGCUGUAUCAUCAACAGAGAAUCAGGCCUCUCGAUACAUUCCCGCUGCUCCGAUUUUCCUUCCAGAAGGCCCUUGGAAGCAGAUUCCGGGCGGAGUUACUGCUGCGGAGGGGUUCAAAGCUGCGGGAAUAUAUGGCGGAUUGCGUGCUGCAGGAGAAAAGCCUGAUCUCGCACUUGUCACAUGUGAUGUUGACGCCAUAUCUGCAGGGUCAUUCACAACUAAUGUGGUUGCUGCUGCUCCGGUUUUAUACUGCAAAAGGACACUAGACAUUUCAAAUACUGCACGUGCUGUGUUAACUAAUGCAGGUCAAGCAAAUGCCGCUACGGGAGAAGCAGGUUACCAUGAUACGUUAGAAUGCGUUGAAAGCCUUGCAAAGCUACUGGGAGUGAAGCCCGAAGAAAUAUUAGUUGAAUCCACUGGUGUAAUUGGUGAAAGGAUAAAGAAGGGGGCACUUUUAAAUUCACUUCCCUUACUAGUGAAUUCACUAUCUUCUUCAGAUGAGGGGGCAGGUUCUGCAGCAGUGGCAAUCACCACAACAGAUCUUGUUAGCAAGAGUGUGGCAAUCGAGUCUUUGGUUGGAAGAACUAAGGUCAGAGUUGGGGGAAUGGCAAAAGGUUCUGGAAUGAUCCAUCCAAAUAUGGCUACCAUGCUUGGGGUAGUAACAACUGAUGCCGAGGUAACUAGUGAUGUUUGGAGGAAGAUGGUCCAGGUUGCUGUUAAUCGAAGCUUCAAUCAGAUAACUGUAGAUGGAGAUACAAGUACUAAUGAUACUGUUAUUGCUUUGGCUAGUGGGUUGUCUGGGCUAAGCCGCAUUUCUUCUCUAGACAGUGAUGAGGCAAUUCAACUUCAGGCAUGCCUAGAUGCGGUAAUGCAAGGUCUUGCCAAAUCUAUAGCUUGGGAUGGAGAGGGAGCAACAUGCCUCAUUGAGGUCAUUGUGACUGGUGCAAAUAGUGAGGCUGAAGCUGCAAAAGUUGCUCGUUCAGUUGCAUCAUCUUCACUUGUAAAGGCUGCAAUAUAUGGUAGAGACCCCAAUUGGGGACGUAUUGCCGCAGCAGCUGGCUACUCGGGGGUUUCUUUCAACCAAAACGUACUUAGGGUGAAACUGGGGGAUAUUUUACUAAUGGAUGGUGGGGAGCCACAAUCAUUUGACCGGGGAGCAGCUAGUAGUUAUAUGAGAAAGGCUGGGGAGACUCACGGUACAGUUAGAAUUCAGAUAUCUGUUGGCAAUGGACCAGGACAUGGACAAGCAUGGGGCUGUGAUUUAAGCUACGAUUAUGUCAAAAUAAAUGCAGAGUACACAUCAUAGCCAAAUGAUUGGCUCGUUCUGGCAUAAUAAUUGAUUGUGCACUAUUUUAUUUUUCCGUUAAUUAAGAAAACCAUAAUUAUGUAAGUUGUACUGAAAUCAGUUCAUAAAGAGAUUAGCUGGAAUUAAUAAAAAGUUCGCGACUGCAUUGUUUUCUACUGAA